AUGGAAAUGAAAGCAAUGUCAUUUGAGAAAAUAAUUCCUGUUCAGAAAAUAAAUAAACAAGAAACAAUCAUCAGUACUAAUGGACGAAUAGGAGACCCACUUACUUCUAACGAAUAUGCAAAUAGAAAUCUGCUAACAGCUUCGAAUCAAACAACAACAAUUACAUCACCACUUGUUAUCCUCCCAACUCAAAUUUAUAAACCUUCAAUAAUUUUUCCUCCACCAAUAGCAAAUCAAUGUCAAUCAUCACCAAAUACAAUUUCAUCAUCAACAAUACUUCUAAUGGAUCAAAUGAAAACUCUUUCUAUUUCUUCAACUUCUAUUCCACCUAUAACAUCAUCAAGACUUGUAUCAAUUGUAUCCUAUUUAGGUGAAUAUGAAAUCGUAGAUACAACAAUAAAAACUGAUAUUAUUAAUGAACAAUAUUCAUCUUCAUCAAUAAACGAAAUAAUAAAAAAUGAUCAUCCAUGGUUUCAAUCAAAAUCUAAUAAUAAAAAUGAUCAAUCACGAGAUAUAUCUACUUCUACACCUUCAAAUGAUGGUGGUAUUCGUUUUGCAAAUACAUCAAGAGGACCACCAACAACAUCUUCAAUGUAA
This is a messenger RNA of Rotaria sp. Silwood1, 597 nucleotides long. The record is from the annotation of a GenBank genome assembly. Lineage: Eukaryota; Metazoa; Rotifera; Eurotatoria; Philodinida; Philodinidae.